CCCCCAAAGCUCAACUCAAACAGCAUGCAGAAGCAGGUGGAGGUGCGAAUGGAUGAGAGCCACAUCGAGCCCCCAGGAGAGGCCCCCAAGGGCCUGUGCAGCACCGUGUGUGAUAAAGUCAUGAAGAACAUGGUGCUGACCCUCACCAUCCUGGGUGUGUUCCUGGGCUCUAUCUCAGGCAUGCUCCUGCGACACAUCUCUCCACUGCCAGCAGAUGUAGUCAUGAUCAUCGGGUUCCCUGGAGAGAUCCUCAUGAGGAUGCUCAAGAUGUUAAUCCUCCCACUCAUCGUCUCCAGUCUGGUCACAGGUCUGGCUGGGUUAGAUGCCAAGUCCAGUGGGCGUCUGGGCACCAGAGCCAUGGUGUACUACAUGACCACCACAGUGAUCGCAGCUGUCCUGGGGGUAGUCCUGGUGCUGCUUAUCCACCCAGGGAACCCCAAGCUGAGGGCCAACCUGGGCCAGGGCAAGAAAAAUGACGAUGUGUCCAGCCUGGAUGCCCUCUUUGACCUCAUCCGCAACCUGUUCCCCGAGAAUCUGGUGCAGGCCUGUUUUCAACAGAUUCAGACAGUAACCACUAAAGUCCAGGUGCCCACCAAUAGAACCAGAGCACCCCCACAGUUCACAGUCAAGAGGUCACUACAGUUCAAAGGUGGCAUGAAUGUGCUGGGCCUGAUCGGAUUCUUUGUCUCCUUUGGCGUCAUCAUGGGAAAGAUGGGAGAACGAGCCCGACUCAUGUUGGACUUUUUCAACGUGCUCAAUGAAAUUGUCAUGAAGCUUGUUAGCGCAAUCAUGUGGUACUCUCCUGUAGGUAUCGCCUGUCUGAUCUGUGGGAAGAUCAUCUCCAUCGCAGACCUGGAGGUGGUAGCGCGCCAGCUGGGCAUGUACAUGGUCACUGUCAUUGUGGGCCUCAUCAUCCACGGAGGCAUCUUCCUGCCCCUCAUAUACUUUGUCAUCGUCAGGAAGAACCCCUUUAAGUUUUUUAUGGGCAUGUUCCAGGCCUGGGUCACAGCCCUGGGCACGGCCUCCAGCGCUGGCACGCUGCCGGUCACAUUCCGCUGUCUGGAGGAAAACCUGGGGAUCGACAAGAGAGUGACACGCUUUGUUCUCCCUGUGGGUGCCACCAUCAACAUGGAUGGCACGGCGCUAUACGAGGCUGUGGCCGCCAUCUUCAUCGCUCAAAUGAAUGGCAUCGACCUGGACUGGGGCCAGAUCGGCACAGUCAGUGCGACUGCCACCCUAGCCAGUGUGGGAGCUGCCAGUAUCCCCAGUGCAGGCCUGGUCACCAUGCUGCUGAUUCUGACAGCGGUCGGCCUACCCACUCAGGACAUCAGCCUGCUGGUGGCGGUGGACUGGCUCCUUGAUCGCUUCCGCACAUCGGUGAAUGUUAUCGGGGACUCGUACGGCGCAGGAAUCGUGUACCACCUAUCCAAAGAUGAGCUGGACACCUUUGACGCACAGCAGACGAGAAUGGACGAUUUUGAGAUGGCCAAAACGCAGUCAUACUUUGAAAACAACAGCAACCAGAACGUAUAUGCACACCACAACUCAAUCCUAAUAGAUGAUUGCAAGGUGGGCUACGGCACAAACGGUAAGACGGACUUCUCUUUCAUCGAGGAGGGGCCCUGGAAAUGUGAAUAA
This is a messenger RNA of Boleophthalmus pectinirostris (great blue-spotted mudskipper), 1638 nucleotides long. Its product is annotated as excitatory amino acid transporter 2-like. Gene Ontology annotation, molecular function: neutral L-amino acid transmembrane transporter activity; glutamate:sodium symporter activity; L-glutamate transmembrane transporter activity. NCBI's taxonomy places the organism in Eukaryota, Metazoa, Chordata, Actinopteri, Gobiiformes, Gobiidae. The transcript has 11 exons. Gene Ontology annotation, biological process: L-glutamate transmembrane transport. The record is from RefSeq and is a predicted model, not a curated record. Gene Ontology annotation, cellular component: plasma membrane. Bases 25 to 1638 code for a protein of 537 amino acids.